CGUACUCCGCGCGUCGUGCUCUGUUUUCUGGCACUACCGUUAUGUCGACUGCUAUGAACUUCGGGACCAAGAGCUUCCAGCCAAAGCCCCCAGACAAGGGCAGCUUCCCGCUGGAUCACUUCGGUGAAUGUAAAGGCUUUAAAGAGAAAUUCAUGAAGUGUCUCCGUGACAAUAAUUUCGAGAAUGCUCUAUGCAGAAAUGAAUCAAAAGAAUAUUUAGAAUGCAGAAUGGAAAGGCAGCUGAUGGCUCGAGAACCACUGGGAAAACUGGGAUUUGGAGAUUUGGUGAACGGACAGUCAGAGGCUAAAGAGUAAAUUUUGAUAGAUGAGGGCCACUGGCCAUCAGGAAGCACUAGGUGAGGGCUGAGGGCACCUCAAUUUUGCCCUGAAGCUGCAUGGAGGUGCUUCCCUGUGGGUGUGACUCAUAACCAGGGACUCUUGGCUUGACUUCUGAAGCUCCCAAAUCAUUUUCAUCAAUUGAUGUUCUUUUUAAAUUCUCAUUUUCCUAUGAAGGAGUAGUUUAAUCUGUCACUCAGUAUGCAGCACAGGGUCCCCAGGCGGCACGCAGUGGGAGGGCAGAGCUGUGGAGUGAUACAGGGCACUGUCUAGGGCACCUUCACACUGUGCUACUCAGAGCAGCUUUCCCAAGGACCUGCUCACCAAGCAGACUUCAGUCUCCUAUGUGCACAGAUCGUCAGAGGAUAACCGAUCCCAGCGAAGCACUUUCCUUUUUGUGUGCACAGACAUUCACAUCAGCUUGGGGCUUGGGGUUUCCCCCCCUUUUUCUUUUUCUUUACAAAUAUAGAAUAUAGGGGCAGGGAUAUAGCUCAGUAGCACAGCGCCCGCC
Octodon degus (degu) is the source of this 846-nucleotide messenger RNA. Its product is annotated as cytochrome c oxidase assembly protein COX19. The record is from RefSeq and is a predicted model, not a curated record. The coding region runs from base 42 to 314 and encodes 90 amino acids. The transcript has 3 exons. Gene Ontology annotation, biological process: mitochondrial respiratory chain complex IV assembly. Gene Ontology annotation, cellular component: mitochondrial intermembrane space. Lineage: Eukaryota; Metazoa; Chordata; Mammalia; Rodentia; Octodontidae.